Messenger RNA from Piliocolobus tephrosceles (Ugandan red Colobus), 2842 nucleotides. It is a transcript of the gene LPO, whose product is annotated as lactoperoxidase. Gene Ontology annotation, biological process: defense response to bacterium; response to oxidative stress. Lineage: Eukaryota; Metazoa; Chordata; Mammalia; Primates; Cercopithecidae. Gene Ontology annotation, molecular function: heme binding; thiocyanate peroxidase activity. Bases 63 to 2363 code for a protein of 766 amino acids. The record is from RefSeq and is a predicted model, not a curated record. The transcript has 13 exons.
UGGUAUUGCAUCAACCAAUCCCUGCCAUUCUGCAGUUUCCUGGUGCAUGUGCCCAGAGUCACAUGGUGUUUCCUGCUAAGCCUCAGCGUCUCCUCCAAGCCACACCAAAAUCUUUCCUUCUGGGCCUUUCCCAGAAAUACAUUCUUGCUGGAAGUUAUAAAAACCAGCUCCUCCAAGCAGAGCAACUCCCUGGCUGCUGCGAAAAGACAAGGCACUGGGCAGCGAUGAGGAUCCUCCUCCAUCUCCCAGCCCUCCUGGCUUCUCUCAUCUUGCUUCAGGCUGCAGCAUCUGCCACAAGAGCACAGACCACCAGAACCUCUGCCAUCUCCGAUGCUGUGAGUCAGGCCAAGGUCCAAGUCAACAAGGCCUUCCUGGACUCCCGAACCAGGCUGAAGACUGCCAUGAGCUCUGAGACUCCCACCAGCCGACAGCUCUCAGAAUACCUCAAGCAUGCCAAAGGCCGGACGCGUACAGCCAUCCGCAACGGACAGGUGUGGGAGGAGUCUUUAAAGAGACUGGGGCAGAAGGCGUCCUUGACCAAUGUCACAGACCCCAGGCUGGACUUGACUUCGCUGUCUCUGGAGGUGGGCUGUGGUGCCCCCGCUCCCUUGGUGAGAUGCGACCCGUGCAGCCCUUACCGCACCAUCACCGGAGACUGCAACAACAGGAGGAAGCCUGCGCUGGGCGCCGCCAACAGGGCUCUGGCGCGCUGGCUGCCCGCGGAGUACGAGGACGGGCUCUCCCUGCCCUUCGGCUGGACGCCGGGGAAGACGCGCAACGGCUUCCCUCUCCCGCUGGCCCGGGAGGUAUCAAACAAGAUUGUUGGCUAUCUGAAUGAGGAGGGUGUUCUGGACCAAAACAGGUCCCUGUUCUUCAUGCAGUGGGGUCAGAUUGUAGAUCACGACCUGGACUUUGCCCCUGACACCGAGCUGGGGAGUAGUGAGUACUCCAAAGCCCAGUGUGAUGAGUACUGUAUCCAGGGAGACAACUGCUUCCCCAUCAUGUUCCCACCCAAUGACCCCAAGGUGAGGACUCAAGGGAAAUGCAUGUCUUUCUUCCGAGCUGGAUUUGUCUGCCCCACUCCACCCUACAAGUCCCUGGCCCGAGAGCAGAUCAACGCUCUGACUUCUUUCCUGGAUGCCAGCUUUGUGUACGGCUCCGAGCCAAGCCUGGCCAGCCGCCUCCGCAACCUCAGCAGCCCCCUGGGCCUCAUGGCUGUCAACCAGGAGGUCUCAGACCAUGGGCUACCCUACCUGCCCUAUGACAGCAACAAGCCAAGCCCCUGUGAGUUCAUCAACACCACAGCCCGUGUGCCCUGCUUCCUGGCAGGAGAUUCUCGAGCUUCAGAGCAUAUUCUGCUGGCCACAUCCCACACCCUCUUUCUCCGUGAGCAUAACCGGCUGGCCAGAGAACUAAAGAGACUCAACCCUCAGUGGGACGGAGAGAAGCUCUACCAGGAAGCCCGGAAAAUCCUGGGAGCCUUCGUGCAGAUUAUCACCUUUAGGGACUACCUGCCCAUUUUGCUAGGUGACUACAUGCAGAAGUGGAUACCCCCAUAUCAAGGCUACAAUGAAUCUGUGGAUCCCAGAAUUUCCAAUGUCUUCACCUUCGCCUUCCGCUUUGGCCACUUGGAGGUCCCCUCUUCUGUGUUCCGCCUGGAUGAGAAUUAUCAGCCAUGGGGGCCAGAACCAGAACUCCCCCUCCACACCCUCUUCUUCAACACUUGGAGGAUGGUCAAAGAUGGUGGAAUUGAUCCUCUGGUGCGGGGCCUGCUGGCCAAGAAAUCCAAGCUGAUGAAACAGAAUAAAAUGAUGACUGGAGAGCUGCGCAACAAGCUUUUCCAGCCAACUCACAGGAUCCAUGGCUUUGACCUGGCUGCCAUCAACACACAGCGUUGCCGCGACCAUGGGCAACCUGGGUACAAUUCCUGGAGAGCCUUCUGCGACCUCUCACAGCCGCAGACACUAGAGGAGUUGAACACAGUGCUGAAGAACAAGAUGCUGGCCAAGAAGUUACUGCGUCUCUACGGGACCCCUGACAACAUCGACAUCUGGAUAGGGGCCAUUGCUGAGCCGCUGAUGGAAAGGGGUCGGGUGGGGCCUCUCCUGGCCUGCCUCUUGGGCAGGCAGUUCCAGCAGAUCCGCGAUGGAGACAGGUUCUGGUGGGAAAACCCUGGGGUCUUCACGAAGGAGCAGAAGGACUCUCUACGGAAAAUGUCCUUCUCACGCCUUGUCUGUGACAACACCCGCAUCACCAAGGUCCCACGGGACCCAUUCCGGGCCAACAGCUACCCCUAUGACUUCGUGGAUUGCUCAGCCAUCAACAAGCUGGACCUGUCACCCUGGGCCUCAGUGAAGAAUUAGGGGCCUGGGCUCCAAUACCGCCUGCACUGCACAGAAAAGUUUCCUUUGGUCCACAGGGCCAUUUCAAGCAAGUUCAAUGACCUGGUCCCUUAGAGCUCCACACCCAAGUCCCAGCCCUUCUUUGUAGCUGGGCUUCUCUACACCCCCGGGUGAACAGCUUGCUCACACCCCCGGGUGAACAGAGGCCUCAGGGUGACUGCCUCAGCCCUCCCAGCUCUUACACUCGGCUCCUGUGGCUUCUCCUUUCUGUCAAGACUUAGCCCCUCUGAGGUGCGCUUCUGCUCCAGCUUGCUGAAUGUUACCUGUCCUCUUCCCUCCACAAGUCUUGGCCCUUGACCUUUAUCUUUCCUCCUGUCCUCUCACCUAGAUUGUAAGCUCCCUAGUCCAGGACGUCAGCCUGCCUCCGAGGGUUCCCCGUGGCACCUAGCACGGUGCACAGCACAUUAGAAGUGCUCAAAAACAUCUGAUGACUGACUAAA